AUGACACCUACUCUCAUCGCAGCUCUGCUGCUCGUCCUAGCGAUCCUCAUCACGCGCUUUCUUAAACCAAACUCCCUCCGCUCAGUGGCCAAAUUCAAAUCCUCGCAAAAACCUAGUGAAAUUAUCUCCCUCCGAGUGUACCCGAUAAAAUCAUGUCGCGGGUUCGAAAUAAAAGUAGCAAAGCAAUGCAUGACCGGCCUUGACCUCGAUCGUCGCUGGAUGCUCGUUGAUGAAAAAACCCACGUCUUUCUUACGAUCCGCCAGAUCCCCGAAAUGACGCUCAUUAACACAGGGCUGAGUGAGAAUGGGGAGUCACUCGUUCUCUCGGUCAAGCCUGCCUCAUCUGAGAAGAGCGAGACAAUUUCCAUCCCUGCCCAUCCCUCCCAGACCUGGCUCGCAGAACACACAACCCUCGCAACGGACAUCAAGAUCUGGGACACGACUACGGACGGAUAUGUCUACGGGGAAUCUGUCGGCAUUAAUCAGCUAUUUUCAAAGUUUCUUAACCGCCCCGUCGUCCUUGUGUACAAGGGUCCCACGCCGCGGGUUCUGAAGGGUAACGGGGACCCGAGGCUGCUAGGCCGGGUGCAGAAUACGAAUUUCCCCGAUGUUCUGCCCGUGCUCGUUGCGUCGCAGGCGUCGAUUGAUGAACUGAAUGAGCGGCUAAAGGCGCAGGGCCACGAGGAGAUCACGAUUGAGCGGUUCAGACCGAAUAUCAUUAUCCGUGGGCAUAAGGGAGAUGCGUGGGUUGAGGACUCGUGGAAGACGGUGCGGAUCGGGAACAGUCGUACUGCUCAUGCUGGUCCUGGGGUUGAGAAGAGUGCGGCUGGUGCUGGACUGGAAGAGGAGGACGGCCUGACAUAUGACAUUGUGGCAAGGUGCGGUAGAUGUCAGGUCCCGAAUGUUGAUCCCGAGACGGCGCAGAAACAUAAGACGCAGCCGUGGGAUACGAUGAUGAGUUACAGGAGGGUUGACGAGGGGUUGAAGUAUAAGCCUUGCUUUGGGAUGUUGGGUGUACCUCGGUCGGAGGGGGAGAUUAGAGUUGGCAUGAAGUUUGAGGUGUUGGAGGAGACGAGCGAGCAUUUUUAUAUUAAAGGUUUCUAA
Messenger RNA from Aspergillus nidulans FGSC A4, 1104 nucleotides. Its product is annotated as MOSC domain-containing protein. The record is from RefSeq and is a predicted model, not a curated record. NCBI's taxonomy places the organism in Eukaryota, Fungi, Ascomycota, Eurotiomycetes, Eurotiales, Aspergillaceae. Gene Ontology annotation, molecular function: pyridoxal phosphate binding; catalytic activity; molybdenum ion binding. The coding region runs from base 1 to 1104 and encodes 367 amino acids. The transcript has a single exon.